Molecule: messenger RNA, 339 nt
Organism: Symbiodinium necroappetens
Lineage: Eukaryota; Dinophyceae; Suessiales; Symbiodiniaceae
Source: the annotation of a GenBank genome assembly
AUGCUGCUGAUUGCGUGGCUCGUGCCUGGGCUUGACUUGUCCAAGUCAAAGGCAGGUCGUCUCUUCACGUGUGCCGGGCGUGCCCUGGCCCCUCACCCACCCGAGGUCGUGAGCUUCGUCAGCUGGGCCGCGCUUGGCCUCCUCAGCUGGUUCGGCCACCACGUGGAGCAGCCGCGCUUUGUGGCUUUGGCGUCAGGCGAGGAGCCGGUCAUAGCCUACUCGAGCCUGCUGGCUGGCUUCCCCAGCCCGGACAGCCAGGUGCCCAAGGCGGUCCUGGCAGCAAUGCAGGGCAAGUUCGCCGUCGACUUAACGACAGAAGCCGCCGUGACUCGCAUGUGA